GAAGAUACGAGUCGAUGGGGGACAAGCGCUCGCUACGAGAGGGAAACAAACUCGAAACGAGAGAGUAGCACGCGAGAAACCUGUCCGCUCUUUUCGCCGGCGAUCUUCGCCGUUCGCGGCGACGGAGGAUCGGCGAACGACGAGCGCUUUCACCGCGAUCGGCGAUUGACGAAGGAGCGAGCCUCUCUUCUUCGCGCGCUCGGGAGGGAGGGAGAGAGAUUUGUAGAAUCCGGAAAUGGAGGAUCGCAGCAUAAUCGAGAGGGAGAGGCAUCAAAUCGAGCAGAUUCGGGAGCUCGAUUUCGAGGAGCUGCAGGUCGAGGAAGUCGAGGACGCUCACGACUCGUCGGACGACGAUCGGCGCACCGCCGCUCGGGGUCGUGAUGGGGCAAGUGUACCUAGUGAAUUUACCUUCAACCCCAGUUUGGCUUCGUUGCAUACGUAUCUUGGCGAGGUUGAAGACACCCACCACAGACUGGCUUUCUUGGAUGGUGGUGCCAUCCAUCAGUUACCCUUGCUCUAUCUUGAAGGAGUUGUGCUGUUCCCUGAAGCCACCCUUCCUUUAAGAGUUAUUCAGCCUAGCUUCAUAGCUACUAUUGAGAGGGCAUUAAGCCCAAUUGAUUGCAAUACUCCUCUUAUGAUCGGUGUCGUUCAUAUUUACAGCUAUCCUGAAACUAAUGGGUUAAGGUUUGCAACAACUGGGACAACUGCUGAGAUUAGGCAAUACAGGAGACUGGAAGAUGGUUCACUAAACGCAGUUACUCGCGGUCAGCAACGUUUUCGCCUGAAGCGAUGUUGGAUUGAUGCAGAAGGAGUGGCAUGUGGAGAGGUGCAGAUUAUUCAGGAAGAUUUGCCACUGAGGGCUCCACGAGAUGCCUUUGGGAAGUUGCCCAGACCAAGUGUUCUUAGAGAUAAUGAUAUUUCAAGAAACCGUCCAGAAAACUCUCCUGCUAAAUCAUUAAGAUUUGCUGAUGGGGACGAUGACUCAGAGGCACAUUCUGAAGAUAGCUUUGAGAGUGCACUUUCGCUUCGUGAACGUAGAUUGCAUCAAUCUGCGAUUGAUUGUUCUUAUGGAUAUGAUGUCAUGGAUGAAUCAACAAGCAGUGAUGAUGAGAAGUUUGUUUGGGAAUCAGAGUUCCGAGAAAGAAGAUCUCAUUCUCAUCAUCAUUCAGAUGAAAAGAUUUCUGGAAAUGCUAAUGGAUCUGGGGGGCAAUCUCACAAAGCGUCGUGGGGUUGGACCCAACGAAAGGCUGCUACUAGCAAUUAUGGUAUUCCUAGAGCAUUCUGGCCGCACUGGGUGUAUCGCAUGUAUGACUCAUAUAGCCUUGCUCAAAGGGUAGCAGAUAUGUGGAAACAGAUAGUUGGAGCACCUGCAAUGGAUGGUCUUGUAAAGAAGCCAGAUCUUCUUUCAUUUUAUAUUGCCAGCAAAAUUCCUGUUUCCCAAUCUACUAGGCAAGAGCUUCUGGAUAUUGAUGGGGUAACUUAUAGAUUGCGGCGGGAAAUUGAGCUACUGGAGUGUUUUGAUCGCAUCCAAUGUAAAAGUUGUCAGACUGUUAUUGCAAGACGAAGUGAUAUGUUGGUGAUGUCCAGUGAUGGUCCUCUUGGUGCUUAUGUGAACCUACAUGGUAGUGUACAUGAGAUAAUGACCCUCCAUAAAGCAAAUGGCUUAGCACUCAUAGGGAGGCCCGUCACAGAAUACAGCUGGUUUCCUGGGUAUGCUUGGACUAUAACUAACUGUGCCGCUUGCGAGACUCAUAUGGGUUGGCUUUUUACAGCCACAAACAAUAAGCUGAAGCCCAGGUUGUUUUGGGGAAUCCGAAGUUCUCAAGUUGCGGAUUCAAAUCAUUGAAAGGGCGUAUCAUAUCCUUCAGCGGAGAAGAUGAAUGUGGCUAUAGUACAGGUACAAGAAACACUACCAGGUAGUCCCGGUUUUCUUCCUCACCUACUCCUACCUUUUCUUUUGCUCCGUUUGUCUCGGAGAGUCGGAUUAAGAGCGUAUAGUAGUGGAAUGUUGUAAAGUGAUUCCAAUGUCCGUUAUAAUGGCUAAGAACGUUUCUUGGUUUA
Syzygium oleosum is the source of this 2061-nucleotide messenger RNA. RefSeq lists its product as uncharacterized. Lineage: Eukaryota; Viridiplantae; Streptophyta; Magnoliopsida; Myrtales; Myrtaceae. The transcript is spliced from 10 exons. Gene Ontology annotation, cellular component: Cul4A-RING E3 ubiquitin ligase complex. The record is from RefSeq and is a predicted model, not a curated record. Gene Ontology annotation, biological process: protein ubiquitination. The coding region runs from base 236 to 1846 and encodes 536 amino acids.